Vanessa tameamea is the source of this 2668-nucleotide messenger RNA. Its product is annotated as putative transporter svop-1. Lineage: Eukaryota; Metazoa; Arthropoda; Insecta; Lepidoptera; Nymphalidae. Gene Ontology annotation, biological process: transmembrane transport. The record is from RefSeq and is a predicted model, not a curated record. The transcript has 11 exons. Gene Ontology annotation, molecular function: transmembrane transporter activity. Gene Ontology annotation, cellular component: membrane. The coding region runs from base 162 to 1661 and encodes 499 amino acids.
CUAUACAUAUAUUGCGAAAUAAAAUCUUUAUAGUUACGCAUCCGCCGCAGAAGCGUCGUGUUGUUAAUAAAUCAUACGAAAAAAAAAAAAAAAAUAUUAUAUGCAAAUGAAGUUAAUUUUUAAUUUUAUUGAAAGUGACUUUGAAAGUGAAUUGAUUCAAAAUGGUUGUCAAAACAAAUUCGUUGAACUUCGAAGAAGCUUUGAAUUUAACCGGGUUCGGCAAGUUCAACUUCCUGAUGCAAUUGGUAAACAUCAGUCUCAUCAUGGGAAUGGCGUUCGAGAUCGUGUCUGUCGCGUAUUUAGUUCCCGCCAGUGCCUGUGAACUGAACACUACCAAUUUUCAACAGGGCUUCAUGGCUGGUAUGCCCUUACUAGGUAUUAUAGCGACAUCCCACUUUUGGGGAUAUUUAGCUGACACGCGUGGCAGAAGGAAGAUCUUAGCUUGGUGUAUGUCUUUGGCAUUCCUUGCUGGUGCAUCAGCAGCUCUAUCUCCAGACUGGAUCGUAUUCAGUGUCUUGAAAUUCUUAUCAUCGUGCGCUGUAGCCGGGACAUAUGCAUUAGCUCUGACUCUGCUGAGUGAAUGUACGCCGCAGCACAGAAGGGCAAUUAUGGUAGCUUUAACGAGCAGUAUUUUCUUGUGCGCCACUGGACUUAUGGCAGUGAUAUCAAUUCCAGUUCUACAAUUAAAAUUUUCGUACUACAUACCGUAUUUAAACAUUGAGUUCACAUCGUGGCGUCUUUUGAACCUCGUGUUCGCUACUCCCUGUGCUCUCGGAGCAGUUGGCAUGUACUUCUCAUACGAGAGUCCGCGAUUUCUGUUAAGUGUUGGCGAGGAGGCGAAGGCGUUGAAGGUCUUGAAGGGCAUUUACAUGAUAAAUACUGGAAAGAGUGGCGAUGACUAUAACGUCAGUUCUGUAGUUUUAGGCGAAGACACGGGCAAACCGUCUAACGGAUUUUGGUCAUCUCUAGUCGCCCAAACAGUACCAUUAAUGAAACCACCACUUCUUAAAAAUACAUUGCUGUUAUCCGUCAUGUUUGUGAUUGUUUACUUUGGAAUCAAUCCAUUUUUAACAUGGUUACCUUACAUCGCUGAUGGAGUUAUGAAGGCGAUUGAAAGAGGUGAUGAUAACUUAUCGUUCUGUGAUAUGCUGAGAUCGUCUCAUAAUGAAACCGCGACAGAAAAUAAAGACUGUAGUCUCAACAGCUUCGCGAUGGUCACAGUUUUUGUGAUCAGCGUCACAAUCGCCGCUUUAAAUACAAUCCUCAGCGCUAUUAUCAAUUAUAUUGGAAGAAAACGCAUGUUGAUUGGGGUGCAGCUGGUCGCCGGUAUCGCUGGCCUGUGCAUCAACUUGACUAGCUCGUGGAUGGUGAGCACGAUCCUGCUCGUGGCAUUCAUGACCGGUGUUCUUAACUUCGGCUUUCUUUCCACGUUCAGCGUCGAUAUCUUCCCCACAUACGUCAAAGCGAUGGCAGUUUGUCUAACGCUGAUGGUCGGUAGAGGAAGUUCAGUAUUUGGCAUCAAUAUCUUGAAGCACUUGCUUGUGUAUGAUUGUGAAUUAGCCUUCUAUAUCUUCGGUGGACUCACUUUCGUUGGCGGUUUAAUCGGAUUCCUUCUACCGGCUGAUACGAAAACCGUCAGCAAAAAAGCAACGGAAACGUAAACAAGUAUUAGUUCUAACUGUAUUAAUAUGUAAAUAAAUGUCCUAGGGAUCUGAAAUUAUUAUUGUAUUAUAUUGUAUAUCUAGGAUAUUUAAUCCAAAAUACGAUUAUAGUCUAAUUCUUCGGACGACAUGAUGCAGGCGUACGUAUCGUAUCGUGCAAAAUGGGUUAACGUUACGAGAAAAAUCACUGUAAUUUCAAAAAGUCACAAAUGAUCACAAAACAGUGAACGUUGAAAGACUGAGCUGUUACUAUAUAUAUAUAGUGUCACGGUCAACGUUUAAUAUGCAACUGAACUGAAAUCACGCCAACCACUCGCGACCCAGACUGAAGAGCGCCAUCUGGUGGCACUUGUUUUGACAGCCUAUAAUAUCCGUAUUCAUGACAAUACGAUAUAUAUAAGGUAUAAUAUUAUAUUGAUUUUGUUACUUUUUAUUGUUCACCAAUAAUAGUAACAGCAGUUAAUUAAGCGAGAACAUUAAAAUCUAUGAAUGUGAUUUUAUCCAUAAUAGAGAUCUCAUCAGCUAACCUUUGUAAUACUGCGCGAUUGGUAAAAAGUAAAUAAACGUUCCUGUACAUACUUGAAAUUAAAAAAAAGUACUAACAUCUAAUAUUAUAUAAGUGUAUAUAUUAAAGGACGUCUGUAUUUAUAUUUAUUUAAUUAGAAAUGCAGACGUGCAAAUGGGCCAAUUGAAGCUAAGUGGUUACGAGCAACCAGACAUUGAUACUGUAAGAAAUAUUGACCAUUCCUAACACUGUUUAUAUGCCGCUAGUCCGUUUGUGUUGGGCUGACUUAAACAGAAGAAAAAUAAAGUUUUUCUGAUUAGAAGUAGAAUGAUUGAUGAGUUUAUGGUACAUUAUACGCUAGAAUUGUACAGAGCCCUAGCCUGGCGGUAGGACAAAGAGAACUUAAAAUAUUUAUAAGAAAAUCGAAAUCCAUAUUACAAAUGAUUAAACAGAGAUAUAUUAUUAUAUGUAAAUAAAUGAAAUAAAGAGAUUAAGAUCAUUA